AUGGCCUCUUCAGGUAAGGCCUUCCGCAAGGCGGCACAGCUUCUUGACCAAAGGGCGCCGCAGGGCGGAAUAGACCAAUCGUCCACAGCAAGGCUACAAGAUCUGCGCGAGGCGAACAGACAAACAGCAAAUACGGUUAUUCAUACGUCUUACGCCAUGGAUGAGAUGGGUCGCCAACGCGCAUGCGCUUUGGGUCGCCCCUCGACCUAUCAAUCCUUAUGGAGAACGAGCAGGGCUAUGCUCCAAAUUCCGCGUUUAACCACCAUCGCUUUUAAUCGCCAUAUUCGUCAACAAAAGGGUAAAAGGUGGGCCGAGCUUGGUCAAGCACGCCGCUUCCCCGCCAAAAGAAGGCUUGACAAGCAGCGGGUGUAUUUUCUACAUUUGGCAUCCAAGCCAGGUGUCGUGGCUCCUGAAAGCGAAAUGAAGUCACCGUCCAUGACUCUCUCGGCCGGCAUGAAAGAAGAAGGAAGAGGAGGGCUACCAUCCCUCGCCGCUAGCAAGAUCAGCCUAGCGGCCUGA
This is a messenger RNA of Trichoderma harzianum CBS 226.95, 519 nucleotides long. RefSeq lists its product as hypothetical. The coding region runs from base 1 to 519 and encodes 172 amino acids. The transcript has 5 exons. The record is from RefSeq and is a predicted model, not a curated record. NCBI's taxonomy places the organism in Eukaryota, Fungi, Ascomycota, Sordariomycetes, Hypocreales, Hypocreaceae.